This is a messenger RNA of Calypte anna (Anna's hummingbird), 4039 nucleotides long. RefSeq names its product L-threonine 3-dehydrogenase, mitochondrial. Gene Ontology annotation, biological process: L-threonine catabolic process. The transcript has 9 exons. Bases 89 to 1213 code for a protein of 374 amino acids. Gene Ontology annotation, molecular function: L-threonine 3-dehydrogenase activity. NCBI's taxonomy places the organism in Eukaryota, Metazoa, Chordata, Aves, Apodiformes, Trochilidae. The record is from RefSeq and is a predicted model, not a curated record.
AAAAGAGGCAGUGUCCUAUAAAUCUGCCAUCUCUGCUCCCACUGCUGCUCUGUCACCAGCUGUGGGACAGCCUGUUUGGAGGAGGAAGAUGCCGAUGGUGAAGAACCUGAGCAGGGCUGUCAGCCAGGUGCUGCUGCAGAGCUCCAGCUGUGGAUGUGGAAUUUCCAUCGUUCCCCUCCGGUGCAUCGGGAUCUCUCCCCGCCAGGUGGCCUCUGAUGCUGCUUUUCACUCCCUUACUUUCUCCGAGUCUGCUCAUCCUCGGGUGCUAAUCACAGGUGGUCUUGGCCAGCUUGGAGUGGGUCUUGCUAAGCUCCUGAGGAAACGUUUUGGGAAGAACAAUGUGAUCUUGUCUGACAUUAGGAAGCCUCCAGAUCAUGUUUUCUAUAGUGGUCCUUUUAUCUAUGCAGAUAUCUUGGACUACAAGAAUUUACGUGAGAUAGUGGUGAAUAAUCGGAUAACUUGGCUGUUCCACUACAGUGCUUUGCUCAGUGCUGUGGGAGAAGCCAACGUCCCUUUGGCCAGAUCUGUAAAUAUCACAGGUUUACACAAUGUUCUGGACAUUGCAGCUGAGCAUAAUUUGAGACUUUUUGUUCCGAGCACCAUUGGAGCUUUUGGACCCACCUCUCCUCGAGAUCCAACUCCUGAUCUCUGCAUUCAGAGACCAAGGACUAUCUAUGGAGUCUCCAAAGUUCAUGCUGAGCUCAUGGGAGAAUACUACCAUUACCGGUACGGACUGGAUUUCCGCUGCCUGAGGUACCCAGGAGUUAUAUCUGCUGACUCUCAGCCUGGUGGGGGAACAACUGAUUAUGCUGUCCAGAUCUUCCAUGAUGCCAUAAAAACUGGGAAAUUUCAAUGCUACCUAAAGCCAGACACUCGUCUCCCUAUGAUGUACAUUGAUGACUGUUUGAAAGCAACCCUGGAGGUCAUGGAGGCCCCUGCAGAGGCACUGAGCAUGAGGACAUACAACAUCAGUGCCAUGAGCUUCACUCCUGAAGAGCUGGUGCAGGAGGUGCAGAAACAUUUCCCUGAGCUCCAGGUGACCUACAACGUGGAUCAAGUCAGGCAGGGCAUAGCUGACAGCUGGCCCAUGAAAUUUGAUGACAGGAAUGCCCGGAGGGAUUGGGGUUGGAAACAUGAUUAUGAUCUUCAGGAGUUGGUAUCCACCAUCUUCAGCCUCCUUGGUUCUGACUCCAGGAUUGCUCAAGCCAACUGAAAUCCUUCGUAAGAUGUUUCCAGCUUUGCACACAGAGGACCAGGAAGAAAUGGCUGAAUUAGUUUAGGGUUUUCUGAGGCUUAGAGCAUGGCAAUUAAUAAUCUUUGUAAGUAGCAGUAGAGCUGGGCAGAAGCAUCCUGUAUGUAGCUGGAAUGUGCUAUUAGAGAAACAACACUGGAGCUUUUGCUUCAAGCACUGAACCGAUGGCAAACACAAAAUUCUUGAACUUUCACAUUUAAGCAGCUAGAGAAAAAAAGAAACAAAAAAAACCCCAACAAAAUCCCCUUACUCCUGGCUGAUGACUCUCCAGCCAUUCCUGCUGCCUGCCACUUUUUUAGCAAGCAUCCUGGGGUAAUAUUGUCAGACUUGGUUUUCUGGCCAUAUCCCCCAAAAGCUGACAAAAGGUUUUUCAUUUUCCUGGUGGAGGAUGUUAAGUUGUAGUAGGAUCUGAUCCUUUCUACUCUUUGCUUACAAAAGAGAGAUCAGCAGUGCUACUUCAUGUUUCCAAAUUGCAGGGAUGGUUGCAAUUCCAGUUUGAAACAAACUUUGGUCCAUAGUUGCUUUAUAGAUAUAUCUAUCUAUAUAUCUAUAUAUAUUGCUGUAUAAACAUACUUUUCUAUACAUAGGACAUACAAAGUAGCAUUAUUCUUAUAAUGUGAAGGGGAAUGGGACUUUCUCUUUAUGCUUUAAAAAAAAACCCAUCACAAAACAAUGUUUACAAGCUAAAUUUUGUUCUUUGAAAGUGCUGCUGCCUCCAGUUUUUACCUCAGAGGCAGAUCACAAAUCCAAAAAAGCUGUCACAAAUAAGUGAAUCUGGGAUGGAUUUCCAAAAAGCAAUGCCCAGGCAUGGGUUUAAUGUUAAUUAACAUUAUUUUGGGAUCAUCCCAGCUCUUUGCCUUUUGUUUUUUUAGCAUGCUAACAUCCUACCUGGAGCAAGUGUUCAAGGUGGGCUGGUGACAGAGUCUGAUGGUAGAAUUGAACCAUUGAAAUCUGUUCAUGUUCAGUGUGAGUCUUUUGUAGAUGCUAUUUAUGUGUCAUCUGCCAGGUGCUUUUGUUCUUUAGAAGAGGGAUCCAGAAGCUGGAACUGUCUUCCAGCCACAGUUCAGGGCUGUUCUGCUCACUGAGUUUCAUGUACAGGAGAUUCUGGGAUUAUUAGCAAGGGCAUCUUAGGAGAUGCAUGCAAGGAAGAUCCAUCUGUUCAGAAGCUGCUGUAGGAGAAAUGACAAAGUGGAGAGACAGGAAAACCAUUUUAGGGAAAACAGCAGUUUCCAUGGAUGUGAAUCUGAGCCACUGGCUACUGUAGCUCUGGCUUGGCUUGAGAAACAGCAUCUGGGAACUUUGGAUUGUGUUUUUGCUUUUGGAUUUUUGGUUUUUGCUCUUUUUUUUUUCUUUUUUAAGAAAAAAAAUCUCUUCCAUUUUCAAAAUGACUGGAAAUUCCCUCUUAUGAAGCUCUCCAUCUUUUUUUUUUUUUUUUUUGCCUUGUAUACUCCAGUGUAGUUCAGUGAAAUUCAUUCAAGUUGUUUUGUUGUUGUGGUUUUGCACCUUGAUUUCUGUGUUUUCUGAGGGUGCUUUCCAGUUCUUUCCUCUGUAACCCUGUGGUGUUUCCUCAAUAAGUGGAAAACUGACCUGACCAGGUUCCUGAAGGAGCCUCCAUGCUGCAGGGAAUGUGUUUCCUCAUGGAAGUGACCUUCAAAUGAAGAUUCUGUGCUGAAACCCAGUUAUUUUAAACAUUUUUAAAGCUGUGUCUUUUAGGUUUUUUUAUGUAUCUUACUCUUGGCUAAGUGUGCUUUUCCUAGAUACUUAAGCUCAAAACCUCUUAAGGUUGUGGGCUGUUGCUGGAACUUUUUUUUUUCUUUUUUAAUAUUGUUUAUAUUGUUUCUGAAAGGAGAAAUCUUUAAACUUUGGCUUCUGUUGUAACUCUCACAUUGUUCAAGUGUAAUAUUUGGCCCAAUGGGCCAGCAAAGUUGGCCCUCCAUUCCUGCCCUCCAAGACUGGCUCAGGUUUUGUCCUCCUAAAACCAGGAUUAUCUCCCAGGAAACUUACUCUGAGCCAUCAGGGAAAGGGCUUCAAGAGGAACUAAUGUGGCUUCUCCAUUCCAGCCUUUCCCAAGUCAGACCCUGGGCACUCCUCAUUGCCCCUCUUCCAUGAGAUGUGUAAAAUCCAGAGUUGUUGAUGGCUCUCACUCCAUUUCUUUCCUUCACUCUUAAGUCUUGGGGUCUAUUCCCCUCACCCUUGUUUCAGAGCUCCAGUUAACAGUAACAGGAGUGAGGAGCAGGGAUUUUCCUCCUUCUGAAACCCUUGGUUUCUUGGUUUCUUCUGAAAUAUCCUUGGUUGUGGUGUUGCACGGGAGUGUUGGAUGAUCCAAAAGUUUUUUUGGUGUUACCAUGAAGGUGAAAUUCAAACCUGCAGCAUUUUAAACAGAAGUGCUUUCUAAUUUUUUUUUUUUUAAUUAUUAUUUUUUUUACCUGCAAAUCUGAAAUAAACCCUGUAACAAGGUGGUGAUGGUCAGGGAAUGUGAUUAGAGGUGGUCGGAGUCCUGUUGGAAACUCUGAAUGUCAACCCAUGACCAAUGCUCUGUGGAUUUCCCCCCUCUACUCUACAUCCCCCAGUCUUUCCCAAUAUGUUGUAACUAUAUUUUCUGUCUUCAUCCCAUUUGAUGUGUUACAAAGGGUCAAAUUUCCACCAGUUGGGACUUUGACUUCUGGGCAGAAACUUCGACAUUUGAGCAUUGUAGCUGUUAGAGUCAGGAAAAAAAGAAAAAAAAUAUUUUUUUCAAAUGUAGCAAGUUGUGGAUGAUGCCUACUUUAAUAAAAUCCUAUCCAGGUG